AUGUGGACCGUGCACGAGGACGAGUAUAAAAGCACUGAAGUGAAAUUUUCGGGAGUUCUUCAAGGCGGGUUGAACGGUGAUGACGACAAGACGGCCAAGCCGAUAGGCGUCUAUACGAAGAGCUCGCAGGUUUUUGCGACACCUUCCAUGAAUUCUACCGAAAGCACGCCACUUAACGGGCACAAGCACAGUUCUAAUGUUUCAUGGAAGCGUACCCACACGCCUGUUAGUUUUUCCAUCCCAAACGGCCUAUUUAGUCAGCCUCAAGUCGCAAAUUCUUCUCAACCGAGUAUGAUGCGAGUUGAUGCGCCACCUUUUGAACCGUCACCAAAGAAUAUGGCCGCGACCGCCUCGUACGCCGCCUCAUCGCCAAUGGGAAAGCGGGGGGUAACACCCACACAAGUAUCGCAGACAAAUGUUCCUGAGAAUAGCAACCUACAUAUGAUCAUACCGAUGGAUGAUGUUGCAAUUAGAGAGAAAGACAGGGGUGCUGCUCACCAUAUGGAAUGGAAUGGUCAUGCCGUUAAUCCGCAUCAUUCACACGUUGCAGUGCGUGGGUAUAGCGGCAACAUCACCCCGGAGGGGUUGCGAGGUUCUGUGUAUGAGAUAGCAAAGGAUCAACAUGGAUGUCGAUUUCUUCAACGUCUAUUAGGAGGGUCAAACGGAGAUGGAGAAUUUGUCCGUAUCAUUAUGAACGAAGUUGUCCCACAUGUAGCGGAGUUGAUGAUAGAUCAAUACGCUAAUUUUCUUAUUCAAAAGCUCUUUGACAUGAUGCCUCAGGAUGUGCGUUACAAGGUGGCAUGUGUUGCUGCUCCAAAAAUUAUAUCCAUUGCGCUCACACCGCAUGGGACAUUCAGCGUGCAGAAAAUGGUUGAAACCAUUGCCUCACGUGAAGAAAUGGAUAUUCUGCGGGAGGCUUUGUCAAAGGAUGUUGUUCGAUUGGUUAAGGAUGCCCAUGGAAAUCAUGUCAUUCAAAAAGUGCUGCAACGCUUCAGUCACGCGGAUAAGGAAUUUAUUUACGCUGCGGUGGGAUCGGACUGCAUUUCCAUUGCCAAAAAUAAGCAGGGAUGUUGUGUUCUUCAGCGGUGUCUUGAGUAUGCGUCUUGUUCACAAAGGGCAACUCUAGUAAAUCAAAUACUGCGCUGCUGCUUGCAGAUUGCGGAGGAUCCUUUUGGAAACUAUGUCUUGCAAUACGUUUUGGAGUCUAACGAUAGUAAAACAACUGACACGAUUGCAAUUGCAUUUCUUCCACAUUUAGUUCAACUUUGCAUGAAUAAAUUCAGCUCCAACGUGAUAGAGAAAGUGUUACGUGGCGCAUCGCAGCCUGUCCAAGAGAUGUACGUGGAAA
Molecule: messenger RNA, 1348 nt
Organism: Trypanosoma cruzi
Lineage: Eukaryota; Euglenozoa; Kinetoplastea; Trypanosomatida; Trypanosomatidae
Product: pumilio/PUF RNA binding protein 3, putative
Exons: 1
Biological process (GO): post-transcriptional regulation of gene expression
Cellular component (GO): cytoplasm
Molecular function (GO): mRNA binding
Source: RefSeq, a predicted model, not a curated record